Aethina tumida (small hive beetle) is the source of this 338-nucleotide messenger RNA. RefSeq lists its product as uncharacterized. The transcript has a single exon. Bases 21 to 311 code for a protein of 96 amino acids. NCBI's taxonomy places the organism in Eukaryota, Metazoa, Arthropoda, Insecta, Coleoptera, Nitidulidae. The record is from RefSeq and is a predicted model, not a curated record.
GUUUUUCGCCCAUUGACAGGAUGCAGUACCUGAGAACGAUCCGCAAACGUGCCCUCGAUUUCGUGCCCAAGGCCAAUUUGUACGGGGGAAUACCAGCCGUGACGACCUACAACGAUCUGCCGCAGCCGCAGCCCGACUGGCGGAAGCACUACGACGCCGAUCAGCGUUUGCAGAACGCACAUCUUCUGCUGGGCGUCACCAUGCUGGCCGGCACCAUCGUCGUAGGUAAGAUGACCGGUAUGUUCGAGUUCCACGACGACAUUCCCGAGUGCAUGCCGGAGGAGAAUUGCUACCAGGACUACAAGAAAUGAUUUUGACUUUUAUACUAUUCAUAUUUU